This is a messenger RNA of Elephantulus edwardii (Cape elephant shrew), 1404 nucleotides long. It is a transcript of the gene TRIM11, whose product is annotated as tripartite motif containing 11. Lineage: Eukaryota; Metazoa; Chordata; Mammalia; Macroscelidea; Macroscelididae. Gene Ontology annotation, molecular function: protein binding; zinc ion binding. The coding region runs from base 1 to 1404 and encodes 467 amino acids. The transcript has 6 exons. The record is from RefSeq and is a predicted model, not a curated record.
AUGGCCACCCCGGACUUGUCGGCUAACCUUCAGGAGGAGGCCACCUGCGCCAUCUGCCUCGACUACUUCACGGACCCGGUGAUGACCGACUGCGGCCACAACUUCUGCCGCGAGUGCAUCAGCCGCUGCUGGGGCCAACCCGAGGGCCCUUAUGCAUGCCCUGAGUGCCGGGAGCUGUCCCCGCAGAGGAACCUAAGGCCCAACCGCCCGCUCGCCAAGAUGGCCGAGAUGGCGAGGCGCCUGCACCCGCCGUCGCCCGUCCCGCAGGGCGUGUGCGCCGCACACCGGGAGCCGCUGGCCGCUUUCUGCGGGGACGAGCUGCGCCUGCUCUGCGCUUCGUGCGAGCGUUCCCGGGAGCACUGGACGCACCGAGUGCGGCCCCUGCAAGAGGCAGCCGACGACCUCAAGGGGAAACUGGAGAAGUCUCUGGAACACUUACGGAAGCAAAUGGAAGAUGCACUGCUGUUCCAGGCGCAGGCAGAGGAGACCUGUGCCUUGUGGCAGAAGAUGGUCGAAAGCCAAAGGCAGAAUGUACUGACAGAGUUUGAGCGGCUUCGCCGCCUCCUGGUGGAAGAGGAGCAGCAGCUACUGCAGAAGCUGGAGGAAGAGGAGCUGGAGGUGCUACCCCGGCUGCGGGAGAACGCGGCCAGGUUGGUGCAGCAGAGCGCCGCACUUGGGGGGCUCAUUGCUGAGCUGGAGGGGCGCUGCCAACUCCCCGCGCUGGGGCUGCUGCAGGACAUCAGGGAUGCCCUGCGCAGGAUUCAAGAUGUGAAGCUGCAGCCGCCAGAGGUGGUGCCCAUGGAGCUGAGAACCGUGUGCAGAGUCCCUGGACUGGUGGAGACCUUGCGGAGAUUCCGAGGGGAUAUGACUCUGGAUCCAGACACUGCAAACCCUGAACUAGUGCUGUCUGAGGACCGAAAGAGUGUGCGUCGGGGCAGCGUACGACAGGCACUCCCCGACAGCCCUGAGAGGUUCGACCCCGGCCCCUGUGUGCUGGGACACUCAAGGUUCACCGCAGGACGCCACUACUGGGAGGUGGAGGUUGGAGAGCGGGCCAACUGGGCCCUGGGCGUGUGCAGAGAGAACGUCAACAGGAAGGAGACAGGUGAACUGUCAGCUGGCAAUGGCUUCUGGAUCCUGGUCUUUCUAGGGAGCUAUUACAACUCACCUGAGCGGGCAUUUGUCCCCCUCCGGGACCCUCCUCGGCGUGUGGGGAUUUUUCUAGACUAUGAAGAUGGACACCUCUCUUUCUACAGUGCAACUGAUGGAUCACUCUUAUUUAUCUUCCCUGAGACCUCCUUUUCUGGGACGCUCCGGCCUCUCUUUUCACCACUGUCAAGCAGCCCAACCCCUUUGACCAUCUGCCGGGUUAAAGGGGGGCCCGGAGAUGCAACAGUACCUUAG